AUGCCCGGAUCGCCCGUUCGAGCUCCGCUUCCAAGUUCUACGAAUAGCAGCGUCUUCUCCGAGACCAUGUCUAUGCUUGCACCCAGUGUCGCUACCGUUGAGGCACCAGCGACUCACACCGCCUCCACCACCGCCGCAUCCUCUUCCGCCUCCUCCAACGCGACCACCUUCCAUCGUCUCUCCAGCUACGUGAAAUCUGACUACGAUGCCCUCCCCAGCCCCCCACCCCCGAAGAAACAACGCUGUCUGCCCGAGAUGGAUAUGCAGACUGCUGCGGUAACCACCACCACCUCCUUCGAACCCUUACCAUCGGCAGCUGGCCCAGUAUCGACAGCAACCCCUCUCGGUACUGUGCAAGCCAGUGGCGCAUCCUGUGAGCCGCACCCCUUUCAUCUAGAGGAAGAAACUACUGGCAACCACGCCAUUGACGAGGAAAACGCGAAAGAAAACGGUUCCAGUCAAAUGGAGAUGUCAUCCCACUUCAACCCCAUUCCCGAGUUCGAGUCCUCUGGCAGUAGUGAACAACGGUACAAGGGAGAAUUGAGUCCCACCAUGCCCAUAGUCACAAAAACUACCGGUAACAGCAGCCCCCUUUUGAAAACUGGAGAAAAAUUCGGUCAACUAAACAGUUCUGACCACCUAGCACAGCUCUUCUCAGCAAUUCAGUCACAUCAACAGGCCCUUCGUGCCACGCCACUGGGACCCUCUCCGACUGAAUCCCCC
This is a messenger RNA of Dibothriocephalus latus, 723 nucleotides long. Lineage: Eukaryota; Metazoa; Platyhelminthes; Cestoda; Diphyllobothriidea; Diphyllobothriidae. The record is from the annotation of a GenBank genome assembly.